Molecule: messenger RNA, 974 nt
Organism: Paramormyrops kingsleyae
Lineage: Eukaryota; Metazoa; Chordata; Actinopteri; Osteoglossiformes; Mormyridae
Gene: ggctb
Product: gamma-glutamylcyclotransferase b
Molecular function (GO): gamma-glutamylcyclotransferase activity
Source: RefSeq, a predicted model, not a curated record
UGCGAGAAUGAGGCCUGGUGUAAAAGCCCUUGGGGGGGCGGCACUGCUAACAUUCUGUCUGACCAAAGCUCAUUCUCCCCCCCAGCUGCCAGCGAUUCACGCUUCUCUCCGCCGGCCUGCCUCCACGCCGCUGCUGAGCGUGCUGCCGCUGCAUUCUCAUGCUCCUCUUCUCCCUGUUCCUCCAUUUCCUCUUCCUGUUCCCCUCAGAAGCUGCUGACAGCAUGAACCAGGCAUCCUUCCUGUACUUUGCCUAUGGAAGCAACCUGCUGAAGGAGAGGCUGCAGCUGGAGAAUCCCUCCGCCAAAGCGCUCUGCGUGGCCCGGCUAACGGACCAUAAGCUGGUGUUUGGGAAUCACCGGGGGUUGCCAAGCAACCGCUGGCAUGGGGGCGUGGCCACCAUUGAGCACAGUUCCGGGGAAGAUGUGUUGGGUGUGGUGUGGGAAAUGAACAUUGAUGACCUUGAAUCCCUGGAUAGACAGGAGAACGUGAGGUCCGGCAUCUACAGCCCUGUGGAGGUAUCAGUAUGGGCAGCCGGACAGAAGAUCACGUGUCGUACCUACAUCAUGAACAGCUGUGUGUACGCCUCGCCGUCUCCACAGUACCUGAAGGUGAUCGUUAUGGGCGCAGAGCAGAAUGGUUUACCGGAAGACUAUCAGAAAAAACUAAGGUCCAUUCAGACAAAUAACUAUGAAGGCACCCUAGUUGUGAUGGAUGAACUGGAGAAAGCCGUCAAGAAGUCCAGGAAAAAAGCCAAUCAUCAGUCUGACUAGCAAUGACUUUUCUGUGCACCCCUUCACAUAGGCCUUGGUUGUUUUAACCAUGGUACGGACCAGUUAUAUACAAGUGGGCAUCUGUCUGCAAGACCCGCAAUAGAUGUUAUCCCAAAAUUGUUUGUCCACAUUAUGGGAGGAAAUAAAACUGCAUUUGUUGAUUUUAGUGUAAGUCAGAUAGAUAAAUAAUUAUCUGAAAACUUA